GACCGUAAACAGAAACAAGCGGAAACAAAGGAGGUUUUAUUAAAACACAAACACAUCCCUGUCCGUGCAAGUACUCAGGGAAUAAACUACAGCCAUUGACUUUGCAGCAAUAAUAUUGAAACAGAAAAUAAAGAAAGAGUCGAAGUGAGCUGAGAAGCGAACGGCAUCAGUCACCAUGGCACUGAAAAGAAUACAGAAGGAGCUGCAGGAUUUGCAGAGAGACCCUCCGGCACAGUGCUCUGCUGGACCAGUGGGGGAUGACUUGUUUCAUUGGCAGGCAACCAUAAUGGGUCCAGGUGAUAGUCCUUAUCAAGGAGGAGUUUUCUUUCUCACAAUCCACUUCCCCACCGACUACCCGUUCAAGCCACCAAAGGUAGCAUUUACAACAAAGAUUUAUCACCCAAAUAUUAACAGCAAUGGCAGUAUCUGUUUGGACAUUCUACGGUCACAGUGGUCUCCAGCACUAACAGUGUCUAAAGUUUUAUUGUCCAUAUGUUCAUUGCUUUGUGAUCCAAACCCAGACGAUCCCUUAGUUCCAGACAUAGCGCACAUCUACAAGAACGACAAAGACAAAUACAACAAACUAGCAAAAGAAUGGACCCAAAAGUAUGCCAUGUAAAGAAAAAAACAUCACAGAUAAAAAAUAAAAAAAAAACGCUGAAUUUUUUUUCUUUUUCCGUCCUUUUUUAAAGUCACAACACACUGUAAAUUAUAGUAUGGAGUCAUUAAGUAAUCUUUGGUAACUUCCAUCAAACUGUCAUUGUUAUUAAUCUGAAACCAGACGUUAUUUGUUUUACUUUGCCUAAGAUCAUUUAAUGGCUAGCUUGACAUUUUAAAGUUUGGCAUGUUUUUGCAUCAAGGACAUUUUAUUUAUAAAACACAAAUUUAUUAUGAACUGCUUCACAGAAUUCUUCAUUUUUAAAUGAAACUAGAGAACUGUAGUUCCACAAAUCCCACCGUAUGCCGCUCAGCAACAAGGGAGGAGCUGAGUGAUAGAGCAGCACGAUAAUGUACUUAUUACACAAGCUGCUCCGUAACUGGAAGAGCUCAGCUUCGGUCUCUGCUAGCAUCCAUCAGCAACCAGCAAAGAACACGCUGAACCUUGGGAAUGUCGACGCGUGAAUACCAAAUAUGUAAGCCCAUCAUUCUGACACUUGUCUGUAAAACAAAGGAAUAAUGACAACAUCAUAAUAUCCACCUUUAACAUUACAACUUCACCCCACCUUUGUGUAGUGGGUGACGGAAGUUCUUGUUUAGUUAUUUUGCAUCUUGUUGCAGACGAUGUUGAAUGAAAGAAUGUACUGUUGCAGUUCCCCUGGAAAUGGGAGCUAUUACAAGUCAUGUGUUACUGUGUUCUUCAUCAUUAUUUGUAUUAUCAUUAUUAUUAUUAUUACUAUUAUUAUUAAUUGUAUAGUAUUAAAAUCCUCUGGAACUGUAUAAUUGUUUUAUUUGUUUUUAUUUGAAUUAGAGUCAUCACAAUGUAAAUCUGUCAUUAAAACGAUGUACUCUUUUCCCCUGGGAAUAGCUGUGAUGUUGGAUUUUUGGUUGGAUUUACACAGGCACAAAGAUCAGAUUUUGAACCCGAUGAAACCUGUACCUGAGGGUUGAGCACGUUCCUCUGUUUGACCUCCAGUCUGUCUGUAUCUCUGGCUCUGCUACAGAAAGGGUAAAAAUCCCAUUUUCUGUUCCUGUGUAAACACUCUCUCACUUGUGUCUUUGAGGCCUGUGUGGCACCUUUUGUACUGAAUUAAAGAAUGGUACAGUUUUUUAUCAUGA
Molecule: messenger RNA, 1776 nt
Organism: Seriola aureovittata
Lineage: Eukaryota; Metazoa; Chordata; Actinopteri; Carangiformes; Carangidae
Gene: ube2d1b
Product: ubiquitin-conjugating enzyme E2D 1b
Exons: 7
Coding region: 176-619 (147 amino acids)
Biological process (GO): protein polyubiquitination; ubiquitin-dependent protein catabolic process
Cellular component (GO): nucleus
Molecular function (GO): ubiquitin conjugating enzyme activity
Source: RefSeq, a predicted model, not a curated record